AUGGCUAGUAAUGUAAAGUUUAAUAGAGUUACACACAGGAGAGUUGCCCUUCUAUUCGACAACGUUGUACAGUCUGCCCUGGUUCUGUAUUUUUACAUAGCCUAUGUUUUGGUAAAACUAUUGAGUGUUAGGUUUAAUGUUUAUAAACUUGCGAGAAGGUGUUUGUUUGUCAAAGCAUUGGGAGUUAAACAGUCUUCUCUUGUAUUAUUAUUAUUUUUAUUUCAGUUUUCUGUAGUCACAUGUUCUAUAUUGUUAUUUAUUAACAAUUAUUUAUCACAUGGAGCCACAUUGUCCAAAUUUAUGUUGGAUAAUACCAACAUGAAAGGUAAAGUUGCUCUAGUCACAGGAGGAUAUAGUGGCAUUGGAUACGAGACUGUUUUACAAUUGUUGAAAUGGAAUUGUAAAGUGGUGAUUUGUGGAAGGAAUAAGACUAAAGCAACCAAUGCGAUUGAAAAAUUGAAAUCAACCAACUCAUUUGAUCCCAACAACUUAUCGUUCAUUGAGAUGGAUUUGGAUAACCUAUUGUCAGUUAAAAAAGCAGCUGAAUUGUUUGAAAAAACAUUUGAUAGAUUGGAUUUCUUAAUCAAUAAUGCUGGAAUUUGGUCAUCCAAGUUAACAUUGACCAGUUUUAACCUGGAAUCACAGUUUUCCUCUAACUUCCUUGGUCAUUUUUACUUGACUCAACUUUUAUUGCACUUGGUUAAAAAAGUAGGAGGGAGAAUAUUGAAUGUUUCCAGCAUUGCGCACUUUAAAUACAACCCGAAUACAGAUCCUAUAUUUGAAAACAAGUCUACCACGUCGCUCAACGAGACGUUUAACAACUCCUAUUACGGAAGGUCUAAACUAUACAAUGUUUGGUUCACGAACGCGUUGCAAAGAAGGCUCAACGUGGAUGCCAAGAACGUUGUGUGUGUAAGUUUGGCCCCUGGAGUUGUAAACACUCCACUUCUGUGGCCUUUGGCAAGAAUACAUUUUUAUUUGGUCCCCAAAUAUGUCAAUCUCCUAGUAGUUAAGAGACCAGUGGAUGGAGCAGCCAACACACUAUUUCUGUGUGCAACCGAUGCUAAGAAUUUGUUACCGGGAGGGUACUACGAUAACAUGAGGUUGGCGUUUGUCAGCAAAUAUGCACAUGACCAUCAAAGGGAGGAAAAACUCUACAAUCUUGGGGAGGAACUUGUAAAAAAACUCGCAAACUAA
Messenger RNA from Theileria orientalis strain Shintoku, 1197 nucleotides. RefSeq lists its product as uncharacterized. The coding region runs from base 1 to 1197 and encodes 398 amino acids. Lineage: Eukaryota; Apicomplexa; Aconoidasida; Piroplasmida; Theileriidae. The transcript is spliced from 5 exons. The record is from RefSeq and is a predicted model, not a curated record.